Pangasianodon hypophthalmus (striped catfish) is the source of this 4024-nucleotide messenger RNA. It is a transcript of the gene vps50, whose product is annotated as VPS50 EARP/GARPII complex subunit. The record is from RefSeq and is a predicted model, not a curated record. Lineage: Eukaryota; Metazoa; Chordata; Actinopteri; Siluriformes; Pangasiidae. Gene Ontology annotation, cellular component: EARP complex. Bases 205 to 3153 code for a protein of 982 amino acids. The transcript has 29 exons. Gene Ontology annotation, molecular function: SNARE binding. Gene Ontology annotation, biological process: endocytic recycling; retrograde transport, endosome to Golgi.
UGAUGUCAGAGACGUGAGAAGUCCGGAAGUGCAGUUAGCAAGGUGGCACUCCACUGAAGCUGUGUGCUAGCUGCAAACUGAAUAACAUGUCACAAUGGCAGUCCAUCUUUAUAGUCUUGGGAGCGUGUGGGUUUUACUGCAAACGAAACAAAUGAGGAAACUGUUAGCCUCAGUUACAAGCUAAGCAAGACGCCGAGGGUGUUGAUGACGGGCAUGUGUGACGGCUUGAAAAGCCCUCAAGAGAGCAUGGCAGAUAUGAGUCCUGUGGAGAGCUUCAGGGUCCCGAGCAAGGAGGAGCUGAGGGAGCUGAGGGAGCAGCCUAUUGAUCCACAGGCCGAGCAGGAGAUCAUCGACAGCAUAGAGGAGGUGUACUUCUCCAACGACUCCAUUGACAUGGUGCAGUACGAGCUUGAGAAACUUCCCCCUGAUCUGAACCUGCAGGAGCUGGAAGAGUACAGAGAUAAGCUGAAGAGACAGCAAGCAGCCGUUUCAAAAAAAGUUGCUGACCUUAUUCUAGAGAAACAGCCGUCCUAUGUUAAGGAACUGGAGCGAGUUACAUCCCUGCAAACCACACUGCAACUAGCUGCCGUUAUCUGCACCAAUGCUCGAAGGCAGCUUGCUUUUGCUAAAGAAGGCUUCACCGAAGCAAGUCUUGGACUCCUGGCCAACCAGAGACGCAGGCAGCUGCUGACAGGAUUGCUAAAGUCUUUAAGGACCAUAAAGACACUGCAAAGGACAGAUGUCAGACUGAGUGAGAUGCUGGAGGAGGAGGACUAUCCAGGUGCAAUCCAGUUGUGCUUGGAAUGUCAGAAGGCUGCCAGCACUUUCAAGCACUACAGCUGCAUAAGUGAGUUGAACUCGAAGCUGCAAGACACUCUGGAACAAAUCGAGGAGCAGCUGGAUGUAGCGCUGUCGAAAACCUGCAAGCACUUUGACGUCGCUCACUACACCAGAGUUCAGCAUGCGUACUCGCUAUUGGGCAAGACACAGACUGCGAUGGAUCAGCUUCACAUGCACUUCACCCAGGCCAUUCACAACACCGUGUUCCAGGUGGUGCUGGGAUAUGUGGAGCUGUGUGCUGGCAACGCUGACACCAAAUUCCAGAAGAUGCAGUAUAAGGAUCUGUGCACGCACAUCACUCCAGACAGCUACAUCCCCUGCCUGACUGACCUGUGCAAAGCAUUGUGGGAGGUGAUGCUCAGUUACUACCGAACCAUGCAGUGGCAUGAGGAGCAUGACAAAGAGGAGGUGAAGGAUGCUGACACAGAUGGUACUAGCACCGAAGGCUCAGAGGAAUCUACAGUGGGCCACAGCUAUGUGAAGAAAAAGCUUGAACAUGGCCUAAGCCGGAUUUGGCAGGACGUCCAGCUGAAAGUGAAAGCCUAUUUACUGGGGACGGACAUGUCGAACUUCAAGUAUGAUGACUUCAUUGUGGUGUUGGACGUUAUUAGCAGGCUAAUGCAGGUGGGAGAGGAGUUCUGUGGCAGCAAGUCUGAGGUGCUACAGGAGUCAAUUAAGAGGCAGAGUGUGAACUACUUUAAGAACUAUCACAGAACACGCCUGGAGGAGUUGCGCAUGUUUCUGGAGAAUGAAACAUGGGAAUUGUGUCCUGUGAAGUCCAACUUCAGUAUCACUCAGCUUCACGAGUUUAAGUUCAUGGGCCAGUGUCGUUCGCCGUCCGUGUCUCCGAGCAGGCAGCCAGCCUCCAGUGACCCUGACGAGCUGUCUCUCUUUGAGCAGUAUAUUCAGGGAGGAAACCCUUUCGAGAUGCAGAUCGACAAUAAAGAAGAGGAGAGUGAGGAUGUCCUGGCAUCCAAUGGGUACGAGUCUGAAGAGCUGGAGAAGAGUGUGUAUCAGGACUACGACAGUGACAGUGAUGUGGCAGACGAACUGAAGCAGGACUUUGUGGAUGAGCAGACUGGAGAUGUACCCAACAAGAGCGUGUCCAGAGAGACUCUACGCAGCAGAAAAAGAUCCGACUACAGCCUGAACAAAGUCAACGCCCCUAUCUUGACCAACACCACUCUUAACGUGAUCCGUCUGGUCGGCAAAUACAUGCAGAUGAUGAAUAUUUUAAAACCCAUCGCCUUCGACGUCAUCCACUGCGUGUCACAACUGUUCGACUAUUACCUGUACGCCGUGUACACCUUCUUCGGCCGGAACGACAUGCAUGCUCCAUCUCCAUCCACACCCACCUCAGGCAGCCGUCCGGCCGCUCCAAGACCGGGCUGCUGGUAUGAAUCAUCCGGACUGGGGCUGAUUAGCAGUAGACUGAGGACGACACUCAACCGCAUCCAAGAGAGUCUCAUAGACAUGGAGGCAGGAGGAGAGAACGCAGCCACCCACGGACCCUCUGAGGACAGAAAGGAGAAGGUGCCCAGCCCUCACCUGAGUCAGCUGGUGGUUCUGACGGCCAGCAGCACGCUGUAUGGGCUGGCAGAGCGCGUAGUCGCCACAGAGUCACUUGUGUUCCUGGCUGAGCAGUUUGAGCUCCUCCAGCCUCAUCUGGACACCAUGAUGCCUCCAGCCAAGAAACCUUUCCUGCAGCAGUUCUACUCCCAGACGGUGUCCACAGCCAGCGAGCUACGCAAGCCCACUUACUGGAUAGUGGCAGCUAAAGCCAUUGAUUAUGAGCAGAUGCUGCUGCUGAUGGCAGGAGUGAAAUGGGACAUUAAAGAGAUAAUGUCGCAGCACAACGUCUAUGUGGAUGUCCUUUUAAAGGAAUUUGAGGAGUUCAAUAAAAGGCUUGGCGAUGUCUCCAAACAAGUGCGGAUCCCCCUCCCUGUUUCAAACGUCCUCUGGGAGCACUGCAUCCGUCUGGCUAACCGAACACUAGUGGAGGGCUAUGCUAACGUAAAGAAGUGCAGUAACGAGGGCCGAGCACUGAUGCAGCUGGACUUCCAGCAGUUCCUCAUGAAGCUGGAGAAGCUCACUGACCUCAGACCCAUCCCUGAUAAGGAGUUUGUUGAGACCUACAUUAAAGCCUACUACCUGACUGAGAAUGACAUGGAGCAGUUUAUUAAGAACCACAGGGAAUACUCCAUGAAGCAGCUGGCCAACCUGGUCAACGUCUGCCUUGGCUCCCACAUCAACAAAAAGGCUAGACAGAAACUCCUCGCAGCUAUUGACGACAUUGACCGACCAAAAAGAUAAAUGACAGCAGGCCACCCAGGCUGAACGCGCGAUCACAAUGGAAAUCUGCUACAACUACAGAGUUAUCAGUUUGCAGUAUUUCACUCCUGACAUACGUUUGUUGCCUCUGUACAUUUUUGUGUGAAUGUAAGUGAUUCAUGGUCAUACUGUUGAUGAAGAGCUCUUUAAUGUUAGUGUGCAUCAAUAUCGGUUCGGUGAAUAUGUUAAAGAGUAAAACAUAAAAUGAAGGGAUCCCCUGGGCAAUUCUUUAAAAUGGAUGACUUUGCAAAGCUGCCCAGCAAUAAUAUGCUUUACUAUGAGAAAUUUCUGGAAACUGAAACACUCCAUCUAUAGAUGUAGGUCUAUUCUUUCAAAUACGCUACAUGUACAUUUUAGAACUGGUAAUGAAGCAUUUUCAUCUGCUAAGGGGGGAAAAACUUGUGGUUUUCAUGAUGUGGUCUUAAUGUCUGUUUCUUUAACCCUGUUACUCCAAGUUAUUAUGUUCUUUGCUUGUUCCUUUUAAACAAAAAUACUGAUUUUAUUAUUUAUAUCAGUGAUACAUAUGGACACAGCUAAUUGAUAGACUAGGACAUUUUGAAUUUUUUCUUCAUUGUAUAAGUUUUUUUUUUUUUUGGAAAAAAAAAAGAUUAAAACACUCGGUUGAAGGACUUAGCGUGCAAUUUGUGACAUAUAGUUUAUACUGUAUAUGUGAAUGUCAAAGCACCAUUGUAUUUAUUCCAGCUACUGGGUGUUACAGCUUUCAUUAAAAAAAAAUCAGAGUGUAAAAACAGUCAGUGUGUAGUUGCCUGAACCAGAAUAUUACUUUAUGCAUAUUACUACUUUACUGUAACAAGAUGAAAUCCAAGGCCCCGAAAUAAAUACACUAACAUUC